GUGAUGGAACUUAUCACAGAGGCUGGAUUGCCUUCACUUCUCUUGGAUCUCUUAUUACAAUGUCCUCGAAUAACUCGAUAUGUAUGGAAUUAUAUACAUGUACAGUUCUGUCUUUCCACAGAGAAGGUGCGUUGUUUAUUGGGAAUGUCCCUUUUAAAGAAUCUUGCUAUUAAGCGUAUGGUUUAUCGUCGUUAUGCUGUCAAUAGUCUUUUACAUUUGGCUACUGUGUGGAAUGAAUACCCACGACGACUU
Trypanosoma theileri is the source of this 252-nucleotide messenger RNA. RefSeq lists its product as uncharacterized. NCBI's taxonomy places the organism in Eukaryota, Euglenozoa, Kinetoplastea, Trypanosomatida, Trypanosomatidae. The annotation marks the transcript as partial. The record is from RefSeq and is a predicted model, not a curated record. Gene Ontology annotation, cellular component: mRNA cleavage and polyadenylation specificity factor complex. The transcript has a single exon.